CCAGAGUUCAGCCGCCGCUGGUGUCAGCUGCACGAGGGUCUCUUCAACUACUACGAGAGCAACACGCACACCGUCCCCAACGGAGAGCUCCGGAUGCAGGAAGUCGUCUGCCUCGCCACUCCCCCGCCGGACACACAUGGGUAUGCAAAUACCUUUGAGAUGUACACGGAGGCGGAGAGACUCUACCUCUUUGGCCUGGACAACCCCAAGGCCAUCCGGGAGUGGGUCAAAUGCCUGGCGAAGGCCUUACUCCCUCCGGCGGCCGAAGGGCUCCUGGCCGGGGAGUUUGAGCGCCUGGGGCGCCUGCGCUACAAGGGGGGCCUGAGCCUGGAGAAGGCCAAGGAGGGCUGGUUUGCCCUGGGGGGCUCCACCCUCUACGCCCUGCUGGACGGCAGCGACAAAGAGGAGCCCAUUCAGCUGCGGAAGCUCCAGGAGCUCUCCCUCGAAAACGACGUCCUCGUGCUGGUCGAAAGAAGAAGGUAAGCGGUUCGUUUAACGACGGUUCGAAGUUGCAAUGGGGCAGAAAAAAAAAUGACCUACAACCGGUCCUCGCACUUGCGACCGUUGGAGCAUCCCUGUGGUCAUGUGAUUAAAAAUCCGGGCCAUUGGCCUGUCUUUGUGACCCUGGGCAGAGUCUGGGAUCGAGUGGAUCCCCUUUGGGGAUCUUCCCAGCUGACUUCCGACGGUGAACUGGAUUCGCUUAAUGACCACGCGCUGCAGGGAGUCAUCCAGCAGGGCAAGAAGGUUGCCAAAUUGGGAGCCGCUCACUUAACAGCUGCCUCACUUAGCAACCGAAGUUCUGGCCCCCGUUGUGGUCGUACGUUGAGGACUACCUGUAAAGAUGGGGGGUUUUUUUCUUUCAAAGAAAUUAAAAUUUGAAUUGAAUUGAAUUAAAAUUCAAAUAUUCAGGGUUUAAUUUUGCCUUUUCAGGUUUUUUUUAUUUCCAUUUUAUGAAGAAGGGAGGGAGGAAGGAAGGAAGGCAGAACUGA
Molecule: messenger RNA, 989 nt
Organism: Pseudonaja textilis
Lineage: Eukaryota; Metazoa; Chordata; Lepidosauria; Squamata; Elapidae
Source: RefSeq, a predicted model, not a curated record